CGUGAGUUUGAUACUCGUACUGUCGUCUACGGCAUGUACAAGGACGGUCCGCAACGAGAGGGGGGCGCGACACAAUCUUUCUCGCUCCACAAAAUUGUUUCGUUCGGCAGGCCAACAGCAACCAUCUAAGAUGAGCUACGCGUACCAAAACCCCACGAGGACAACAACGCUUCUGCUGUUGUGGAUCGGACUGCUUGGCUGUUCCACAAGGACGAUCCACUCGUUCGUGCACAUUCAAGCCCGCGCAUCCAAUCCCCGGCCGUCCGGGUCUGCUGGGAACCACAAUCAUCGCAUUGCGAGUGCCAAGCACCACCGGCCCUCCGCGGGACCGACCCCGUCGGCAACCGGAUUCGAUGGCUCCAGCGAGCUCUAUGGGUCGGAAGGGUCCAGAGAAGAGGACAUCGACGAGGAUGCCAGCUACGAGCGUGCACAGCGCAUCAUGUACAACCAGCUGUCCCGGAAGCGAGAAUCCGUCCGGUACCAGAUCAUCGCCGCCGAGGCCUGCGAGCCGCUCGCGAUGCGCAUGGCCGAGAAAUACCCCGAUCGGUUCCACUUCCACCCCACCACGUGGGCCAAGUUCCCGGACGGGACCGACAACAUCGAGAUCGGUGGCUUUUCGAACCCGAGAAACGUGGUGUCGGGGGAAAAGGUCCUCUUCCUGGGGAGCUUCCACAGCAACGACACGACGCUGAGCCAGUUCCAGGUCAUGAUCUGCCUCCUCCAGAGCUUCAUCGAGUCGCUGACGGUCGUUCUGCCCUUUUCGCCGGUGGGAACCAUGGAGCGGGUGACGAACGAGGGGCAGGUUGCCACGGCGGCAACAUACGCACACAGUGAGUACAGCGCAGCGUGACUAUUGCAGUAUGUGCGGUACCGCAGGAUCUUGCUUCUGACACGCACACACACACACACACACACACACACACACUCGCACCAACCUUGUUUUUGGUCGUCGCCGUUGCUCACUCGUCGUUGGUUUCCCGCUCCCACAGUGUUCUCGUCCCUCCCCAACUGCGGCCGGCCGACGCGGCUCAUGGUCUACGACCUCCACACGCUCCAGAACCGGUUCUAUUUGCACGGGAAUUCCGUGGCCUCCCUCCACACCGCCAUCCCCCUCCUCAAGGAAAAGAUCGAGGCCACCGGGAUCAACUGCGUGGCCUUCCCCGACGACGGGGCCGCCAAGCGCUUCUCGGGCAUGUUCCUGGACAUGGACCUCGAGAUCAUCGUCUGCGGGAAGACCCGGGGGGAGGGCGACGCCCGGAGCGUGACCAUCCAGGACGGAAACGCCGACGGGAAGCACAUUGUCAUCGUCGACGACCUGGUCCAGACCGGGGGGACCCUGUACGAGACGGGCCGGGUCCUGGAGGAAGCCGGGGCCGCCAGCGUGAACGCCUUUGUGACGCACGGGGUCUUUCCCAACGAGAGCUGGAAGCGGUUCAACAAGGGCGGCGACCGGGCCUGCUUCGAAAAGUUCUGGGUCACGAAUUCCAUACCGACGGUCACGAACGACCUCCCGGAGGAGGACGGGAUCUUCGAGGUCCUGGACCUCCUGGAUCUGAUCAUCGACGACCUCGAUCACUACAACUCCAUCUGAUCGGACCGGGGCCAAACAAUGUCCAAAACGAGCGGCUUGGAACGGAAGGGAACAACGACCGGAGCGACCAAGGACUCUUUGGUUGCCCCUAGCGUGCUACCGCAAGAAGGAAGGGCGUUCUCGCCGCUGGUUGCUACUGUGCGCACGGUAUUGGAACGAAUGGCAAGAAAGUCGAAUGCCGGAAUCUUUCUACCAUCUCUACUCGAUCGAAAUGGUUCACCUAGUAGUUUUAUGGGCGAAUGGAUCUGUGGGUAUAGGCAUGGAGGACGAUUCUUGGUGCUGCAGGUAUCCGAGCGUAUCUUCUCAUGGAACCUGCUAGUGUACGGUUUUGUCGUUUCAGAGAAUACAAUUCGUUCCGAUCAUCCACAAUGAAUCACUAAAAAUAAG
Messenger RNA from Pseudo-nitzschia multistriata, 1978 nucleotides. Lineage: Eukaryota; Bacillariophyta; Bacillariophyceae; Bacillariales; Bacillariaceae. The record is from the annotation of a GenBank genome assembly.